Symbiodinium natans is the source of this 552-nucleotide messenger RNA. The record is from the annotation of a GenBank genome assembly. NCBI's taxonomy places the organism in Eukaryota, Dinophyceae, Suessiales, Symbiodiniaceae.
AUGCACCGGUGCAAGUGUGCGCUGUGCAUGCGUGCGUGCCUGCAGCAAGUGGUGGGCUCGAGCCGUGUCGGGCGGUCGUGGCCAGUGGGCCUGUGCCGAGGACGGGGGCGCGUGGCGGGCGGCGUGGUGCGAUGCCGGCGAGUCAGGCUUCCCACGAAGAGCUGGCAAUACCCGCACGGAAGGAUGGCCAUGCAACGUCGCACACUCAGCACACUUCAGACUCCAGUACCUGCCAUGAGCCUUCAAGCCAAGUGGGCAUGGACUGGUGGGGCUGCAACGGCUGUGAUGGAUUUGGAAGGGCUGGGUGUGGGCGGAGGGACGGUGGCGACAUGUGGCGACCAAGACGGCUCACUCAUCGAGGUUCGGUUAGACAGCAUGAAAAAAUCUUGUGGCCUUGCAGCUUUAGUCGGCUUGUCAGCGAAAUCCCCAGCUUUAACAAUACAUCGUUGGGAGAUGGCGCAGCGAGUUGACAAUCUUGCUUGCAAAAGGACAUCUGUGGGAAAUGAGAGUGAGACUCCAAACUUGGACGUCGGAUUUUCUGUUUGUGUGUGA